Molecule: messenger RNA, 345 nt
Organism: Schistocerca serialis cubense
Lineage: Eukaryota; Metazoa; Arthropoda; Insecta; Orthoptera; Acrididae
Exons: 2
Coding region: 1-345 (114 amino acids)
Biological process (GO): regulation of transcription by RNA polymerase II
Cellular component (GO): nucleus; transcription regulator complex
Source: RefSeq, a predicted model, not a curated record
AUGGAUGUGGAACGACUAAUAGAGGAAGUUCGUAAGUUUCCUGUUCUUUACGAUCAGGGAAGUGAAAAUUACAGGAAUAUCGAGUACAAAGACAGAGUUUGGAAGACAAUUGCAACAGAUCUACAAGCCAAAGGACAAGCUGCUGAUCUUCAACAUAAAUACAAGUAUGAAGAUCUCUUAACGUUCCUGCUACCUUACGUGGUAGAACGAGAAACAGUUUCCAAUGUUCCUUACACGCAAGACAAUAAUGAGCAUAAACAAGAAUCAAAUACAGAUUCCCAAGAGGAGCAGUCGAUUGUUGAAAACGAAAAAGUGUCUACACAAGAAGACAUUGCAGAUGAAUAA